This is a messenger RNA of Nyctereutes procyonoides (raccoon dog), 3150 nucleotides long. It is a transcript of the gene MEFV, whose product is annotated as MEFV innate immunity regulator, pyrin. The coding region runs from base 37 to 2421 and encodes 794 amino acids. The transcript is spliced from 10 exons. NCBI's taxonomy places the organism in Eukaryota, Metazoa, Chordata, Mammalia, Carnivora, Canidae. The record is from RefSeq and is a predicted model, not a curated record. Gene Ontology annotation, molecular function: zinc ion binding; protein binding.
UCAGACUGCUGGCUCCAGCCUCUCCUGGUCAACACCAUGAUCAAAACCCCCAGUGAUCAUCUGCUGGACUCCCUGGAGGAGCUGCUGCCCAAUGACUUUGAGAAGUUCAAGUUUAAGCUGCAGAACACCAGCGUGGAGAAGGAUCACUCCCGGAUCCCCCGGGGCCAGGUCCAGAAUGCCAAGCCAGUGAAGCUGGCCAAUCUGAUGAUCAACCACUACGGGGAAGAGAAUGCCGUGCGGCUGACCCUGCAAGUCCUGAGGGCCAUCAACCAGAACCUCCUGGCAGAGGAGCUUGACAAAGCGAUUGGCCCAGAGUAUCUGAUACAAGAAAGUGGCACAGACAGUUCAGCAAUGUCUUGUUCCUUUGGGGAGAAUAAGUCCAAGGGCCUGAAGAUAUCAGAUGGCCUGGAAGGUGAGAGACAGCGGCAAAGUGGUGAUGGGGCUGUCAGCCUGCCAGCCAACCAGCAUGAGGCUGGAAAGGGAUCCCAGAAGAAGCCUCAGAGCAGACGGAGAGAUCAAAAGAGCUCUGAGUGCCUGGAUGUGCUGGGUAAGCCAGGGGCCAGGAGCCUCAGUUCGUCCUCCAGGAGAAGCCCAUUCCCUGGCAAGCUGCAGGGGGAGAAGGGGAGUCCUACUGACCAUAUACGCAGGAAUGCCAGCUCCUUAGGAAGGCUCCAAGGACUCUCCUCUGGGUCGUUUACUGGGUCCCUGGGAAGAGUAAAAUCCAAGAUACCUGAAGAACGUUUAUCAUCAGGACAGAGGCGACCCAGAAGUCUUGAAUUCACCAUUUUUUCAAGAGAGAGAGAACUCCUCAAUCCAGAAACUCUUCUGUCUCAAGAGAAAAUGAGAAGUGACCAUACAGACUCAGCAGCCACCCCCAGUGAAGUGGCCACUCUGGAUGUAGGUGCUACUGUGGCUCUAGAGAAAGGCUCCAGGAAUCCAGAACAUUCCAUGACAGGGAAGCCACAGGAUGAGGCCAUGUAUCCCCUUGGCCGUGCCCAGGAAGGAGAUCCAGCUGAUGGCACCUAUGUGCAUGAUUCCUACAGACCUGCCAUUGGUUCUGAGGAUCUCAAGACCUCAGGCAGAUACUCACCCAGCUGCCUCUCAAGCCAGGCCUCACCGCCUGUAAAGAACUCUGGAGACAUCCAGCAGAAGGAGGACCUGCAGAUGGCUAUCUUGAGCCCCAGGUCCCUGCCACAGUGUGAGCGACACAUGAAGCAAGUCCAGCUGCUCUUCUGUGAGGACGACAGGGAGCCUAUCUGCCUCAUCUGCAGUCUGAGUCAGGAACACCGAGGCCACCGGGUACGCCCUAUUGAGGAGGCUGCCCUGGAAUACAAGGUGAAAAUUCAAAAGCAGCUGGAGUAUGUGAAGGAGUUGAGAAAAUCUGGGGAGGAGCAGAGAUCUCAGGGAGAUAAGAAGACUGCAAAAUUUCUGAAACAAACUGAAACCCAGAAGCAGAGAAUCCAGCACCAAAUAGAGCAACUGUACCAUAUUCUGGAGCAGCAAGAGAAGUUCUUUGUGGCCUCAUUCGAAGAUCUGAACCGGACCAUUGGCCAGGUCAGGGAGACGUAUAGCACCCAAGUGUCCAGAGACAUUGCCCUCCUCGACGAGCUAAUUGGAGAGCUGGAGGCCAAGCAAUGCCAGCCGGAGUGGGAGCUCAUGCAGGACAUCGGAGUCACCCUGCACAGGGUCAAGAUGGUGACUGUUCCUAAGCUGUGGAACACUCCCCUAGAGGUGGAAAAAAAGAUCCAGUUGUUCUACCGGAAAUCAGAGUUUGUAGAGAAGAGCAUGAAGUACCUCUCAGAAAUGCUGCGUUCAGAAAUAGAUAUCUUCAAUGUUCCAGAACUCAUCUGUGCUCGGGCACAUGCCGCUAAUGUGAUUCUGGAUGCAGAAACCGCCCACCCCAAUCUCAUCUUCUCAAAUAACCUGAAGAGCGUGAGACUUGGAAACAAGCGGAAUCGUCUGCCUGACAAUCCAGAAAGAUUUGAUAGUUGCAUCAUUGCCCUAGGCCUUCCAAGCUUCUUCUCUGGCCGCCAUUACUGGGAAGUAGAGGUGGGAAACAAGACAGGGUGGAUCCUGGGCAUCUGCAAAGCAUCCAUGAGCAGGAAAGGGAGCAUGACUCUGUCACCUGACAAUGGUUACUGGGUGGUGAUAAUGAUGAAGCGGAGUGAGUACCAGGUGUCCACUAUUCCCCCAACACGCCUGCAAUUAAGGGAACCUCCCAAACGCGUGGGCAUCUUUCUGGACUAUAAGGCUGGAGACAUUUCCUUUUACAACGUAACAAACAAAUCCCUCAUCUACGCAUUCACUGGCUUCUCUUCCUCUGAGCCCCUCCAGCCUAUCUUCAGCCCUGGAACACAUGAUGGAGGGAAGAACAUGGAUCCUCUGACCAUCUGUCCAGUGGGUGACCAGGAACCUCACUGAAUGCCCUAUAUAUCUCUCUUCUGGCUCCCAGCCUUGAAUCUUGGAUCUGUACACUCAACUGUCAUUAUUGAAUGCCCACUGGGUUCCAGCUGCUGUGGGUACAAUAUAACGAAUUAAGAAAAGAGUUCCUGUGCCCAAAGAGCCUAUGGAAUGAUAGCAGAAAUAAACUAGGUACACAAAUACUGGUAAGCCAAAGGUGAAGAGAACACAUGUACUGAUGACACCUCAGAGGAGGAAGUACAUAGCUGUUGCUUAAUGAAUCCUUGUAUGAAUUAGCACCCUAAGAUGCCCCUAAGGCAGAGAUCUUACCCUCAUUUUCCCUCAGAACUCUGUGGCAAGGAUGUGUCCCUUCAUUCUGUUCUCUUCUUUCGUGGGGACUUGGAAAGCUGAGAUAAAACAAGUUGACUAGUUUGUUCUCUUUUUGUACCUGGAUUAAUGAACUAUGGAUCUUAAGAGAAUUGACUAGGCCUCAUAAAUAAAUCAAUUAGAAAACUUGGUCAUAAUUGCACUUAGUCUGCAUUCAAUCUGUUACUUAGUCAAUCAUUGUGAGAUCCCAUUUCCCUACUGAACAUGAAAAAGAUGGAGCUGCUAUUGUGGGAAAAUAUUUGACACAUAUUCCGAGUGUCAGAUUUUUAAAAAAUUCUGUCCUGAUCUGUACCUGAAAAUCUGUUCUAUUUCACAGAUACCCCAUUUACAGAGAUGUAAAGAGAAAGGAUGUAAGAGGGAAAA